Geodia barretti is the source of this 1085-nucleotide messenger RNA. Lineage: Eukaryota; Metazoa; Porifera; Demospongiae; Tetractinellida; Geodiidae. The record is from the annotation of a GenBank genome assembly.
AACCAGAAAAAAGUAGCAGACGGACAGACGGACAGACAGACCAAGUACUGUAACCCUCGCUGUGCAUGUGCGCCGAGGGUUAACAAUCCUUUAUUCAUUGGCUAUGAAUCAUAUCCGUGAAUAUUGCUCUGUGUUUCCACCCUCUUUUGUCAGACCCAGCCUGCUCCCCUAGCAACAGCUGUACCCCAUGCCAUACCACCUGUGGUUAAACCAGGAAAGCUCACUGUGCAGUGUCACCGUAAGAAGACAGCACCACGUGGAAUGGAGAGAGGAUCUGCAACAACUGAUGGUCGAUUUGCAUACUUCACCUCACGUUACUCCAACUCAGUCUACCAAUAUGAAAGUAGUCCAGAGAAAUGGGAGGAACUUCCUUCAUGUCCAUGUAGCAACUCUGGACUAGUCAUCAUUGACAGGGAACUAACUUCUGUGGGAGGAGAGGUUGGAUUUCGUUUUACUAACAAACUAUACACACUACGACAGAGGAAAUGGGUUGAGAAAUACCCUCCAAUGAACACUGCACGUUCCUCUCCUGCUGUAGUUACUACAUCUGAUGGCGAAUACCUCAUUGUGAUUGGGGGGUUUGUUGUUGAUGUUGGUUGGACUGCUACAAUUGAACUAUUUCAAGUGAGGAGCAGAAGAUGGUACCAACUAACAGACUUACCACAACCUCUCCCCCACCCUUCAGCCACAAUAUGUGGUGAUCCGUUGAAUGUGGUAGGACGUGAUGCUAAUGGCUACUCGUGUUCUCUUGCAGCCCUACCAUCCAGUGAUCAACCAAUCACAUCACCUCUCACCCUAUCCUGGAAACCUCUCCCUCCUCUACCAGUGAAAUUCUCAACAGCUGCCACUCUCUGUGGACAGCUAGUACUCAUUGGUGGCAGGCGAGGUGGGACACCAGUCAACUCCAUUCACCAGCUAGUGGAUGGACAGUGGGUGGAUAUUGGCUCUAUGACUAGUGGUAGGAACAUGUGUUUAGUAGCCAGUACAUCACCUGACAAGAUCAUCAUAGUGGGUGGAGAUAUAGUUGAAGAAUGUGUUGUUGUAUAGUUUCAUGCAAUUUUUGUGUCCAUUAUCUCAUAAUUGGU